This is a messenger RNA of Strongyloides ratti, 999 nucleotides long. RefSeq names its product Aspartic peptidase domain-containing protein. Lineage: Eukaryota; Metazoa; Nematoda; Chromadorea; Rhabditida; Strongyloididae. The record is from RefSeq and is a predicted model, not a curated record. The transcript is spliced from 2 exons. Bases 1 to 999 code for a protein of 332 amino acids.
AUGACUUCAUGGGCAAUUUCUCCAAGUUAUGAUGAACAUAAAGAACUAAUCGACAGUUAUACAAAAAGAUUUAUUAGAUUUUUAGAUUUAGAUGGAAUUGUUGAAGAAAGUAAGAAAGUUUCUGCUUUAAUAACUAAAUUACCUGAUCAUAUGAUUGAUAUUCUUGAAUUACAUAGUGAUUCAAAUACUACAUAUGAACAAACUUCUGAAAUAUUAGUUGCCAAUUUUGGUGGAAAGACUUCUAUCACAACCGCUGUUCAAAAAUUAAAAUAUUUUAAAUUGGAUUGGAGAGAAGAUAAAUUAAUAAAUAAAUAUCAGUAUAGUAGAAUAUCAAACAUAGUUUCUCACAGAGAUGAAAUACAUAGAAAAAUUACUUAUAAGGAAAAUUAUGCUUUAUUGGCUGAUUUAAUAAACGAUAUACAUUCUACAUAUAUUUCAAGUAAGAGAAAUAAAAAGAAAAAUGACUCACAUAAAAGAGGAAGUUUUAAAAAAAAGUUACACUGUAAUUAUUGUGGAUAUAAUAAUCAUUUAGAAAAAGAAUGUCUUAAAAAGCAAAAUCAAUCAAAUUCUAAUGAUAAGAAAGUUAAUUUAAUAAAAGAAUCUGAAAUCUCUCAUGGUAAACUUUUCAUAAUUAGUCUAACAAUAAAUAGUAAAUCUGUAACAACUUUAAUAGAUUCCGGAGCAACAAUUUGUUUAAUAAAGAAAAGUUUAUCUGAAAAACUGUAUAUGAGGAUAGAAAAAUCAACAUCAACUUUAAUUUAUGGCAGACAAAAUCAAAGUAAACUUAUUGGACGAGGGUAUUUUAUUUUAAAAUUUGGUUCAUUUAAUAUCCAAGAAAGAACUGAAAUCUGUAAUAAUUUAGCGAUGGACCCUAUUUAUGACUUCAUAUUAGGAACCACUUUAUUAGAAAAGCUUGGUAGAAAAAUAUUUAACUUUGAAGAAAACCAUAUCACUAUUAAAAAUGUUAAAAUUCCUUUAUUUAACAUAAUUGAACAAUAA